CCGACUCGAAUGCUAGCGUGCUAGCCGCGCCGAUGUGCUGUGUCACAUGGUGGAUUUAUUUCACUGUGACUCGUUAUCGAUAAAGAUUCGAGACUUGUGUUUUAUAUGUUUAAUCCUAAAACUGUCCGAUUAACUUGACCCACCAUGUGACAGCCGGCUGGACGCAGGAAACAGGAAGCCGGCGAGCUAGCAUGCUAAUCUGAGUCUUAAAGAGGACCCCAAAGUGCACCCUGCUGUAUAUGAGUGUUUGAGGGGAAGUCCACUUAUAUAUCCCGCUAUAUACAAGAACAUCGCCUUUAAAACACGACCAGGCCUUUAAACGCUUCUUACUGGCCUUCAAUUCUCUGGUUAAACACUAACACACUUGACUGAGUGUCUAGUGUGAGUGCACUUUGCCCUUCGCCCUUCUCAGCUGUGGACUGCUGGAUCUUGUGAAACCUUAUCUAUCCCAUUCCUUCCUGCCUUGAUCUAAUAGUGCGGUUGAAGCCAUGGCUGAGAAUGCUGCAGAUUGCGAAUUUCCGCAGAGGCGACUCGGAUCCAAAGAGAGCCGUAAUGGGAAUUUUAAAGACGUGUCGGCCAGAGAAAGACGGCAGCAGGAGCGAGAAGAGCGUCUCUCUCUGGUGCUGUGGAGAAAGCCCUUCCAGACGCUGCAGUAUUCCUUCUUAGAGACACUCAUCACUUUGAAGGAGUGGACAUGGAAGCUGUGGUACAGAAGAUAUUCAGUGUUUUUGGUCCUAGUGCUUUUUUCAGUCUUCACAGUGGCCUACUCAAUAGAAGGAGCGCAUCAAACGUAUGUACAGUACAUGGAGACGAAGAUCCUGUGGUGUGCCUACUGGGUAGGCUUGGGAAUUUUGUCUUCAGUAGGCCUUGGCACUGGCCUUCACACUUUCCUUCUUUACCUGGGCCCACACAUAGCUUCUGUCACGCUGGCCGCGUACGAGUGCGGUUCUGUGAACUUCCCCGAGCCGCCAUACCCGACUCAGAUUAUGUGUCCAGAGGAGGAUGGUGUGCAAGACAGCGUGUCCCUCUGGACCAUUAUGUCUAAGGUCCGGCUGGAGGCCUGCAUGUGGGGAGCCGGUACUGCUAUUGGAGAACUUCCUCCGUAUUUCAUGGCACGAGCGGCCCGUCUUUCUGGGGCUGAACCGGAUGAUGAGGACUAUGAGGAAUUUGAAGAGAUGCUGGAACAAGCAGAGAGCGCACAGGACUUUGCAUCAAGAGCAAAACUUGCUGUACAAAACAUGGUUCAGAAAGUAGGCUUCUUCGGUAUCCUGGCCUGUGCCUCAAUCCCAAACCCUUUGUUUGACCUUGCUGGGAUUACAUGCGGCCAUUUUCUGAUCCCGUUUUGGACCUUUUUUGGAGCGACGCUAAUCGGAAAAGCGGUUAUCAAGAUGCACAUUCAGAAACUCUUUGUAAUCAUAACGUUCAGCAAGCACAUAGUGGAGCAGAUGGUCUCCCUGAUCGGGGCCAUACCCGGGUUCGGUGUUUCCUUACAGAAGCCUUUCCGUGAAUAUCUGGAAGUGCAGCGAGCUAAGCUUCAUCACCCAGCUGGGGAUGGAACACCUGCGGGUGAGAACUGGCUCUCCUGGGUCUUUGAGAAACUGGUACUCGUCAUGGUCUGCUACUUCAUUUUGUCCAUCAUAAAUUCCAUGGCACAGAGCUAUGCCAAGCGGCAGCAGCAGAAGAGGCACUCUGAAGAGAAAACCAAGUGAUAGACUCACAGUAAAUCAUCUCAGGCUCCCAUUUAUUUUAUUAUUUUUUGGGGGGGAUAUUUAACCUGGAGGGAAAAAAAAAAAAAAAAAAAAGAUGGAACGAGCACUAAUUUGACAUGUGCUUCUCUGUGUACCAUUAUGUUGUACCCCCUCCCCUCAACCAGUCCCCUCCCUCCCCUCCCCCCUGUUCUCAAUCCCCAAUUUGUCUGUAGCGUUUGCCUAUUAACAUCAGCUGUUAGAACUUGGUGGUUUUUUUAACCUCUACAGCGAUCCAGGAGAUUAACACAGACUGUGGACGGUAAAACCUUACGCAACAUCGCAGGGUCAUGCUUCCAUCGAACUGAAUCCAGUUCUGAUCACGUAGAAUUAUUUUUUUUCUUUAACAGUAUGCGUGGGGGUUCUUUUUUUUGGGUGAGACUGGUGAUGCAAUGAGUGUGUUUUCAGAGGCAGUUGUCUGUCUUUAUUUUCUGAAGGCAUUUUUCAGUUUCCUUUCCAAGGACAGCAAUACUGAACAGGAUUAAAAAAAAAAAAAAGAAAAAGCUGUAUGAUUUCUUAAAUGCCUGCACAUCGUGUAAAUAAUGUUUUAACAUAGUUUAUGGAAGUCAGAAUAGACUUUCUGCCAUAAUGUGACAAAACAUGUUAUUUAAAUCUGAUCAACAUAACUGACCUAACCUCAUGUACCAUCCAUAUAGGCAUUUAACUUGAACUGCCUCGAUUAUGGGGGUUUUUUGUUUUUCUGUCUUAAUAAAUUCUCUGUGAAGCUAAAA
Molecule: messenger RNA, 2476 nt
Organism: Silurus meridionalis
Lineage: Eukaryota; Metazoa; Chordata; Actinopteri; Siluriformes; Siluridae
Gene: vmp1
Product: vacuole membrane protein 1
Exons: 12
Coding region: 489-1709 (406 amino acids)
Biological process (GO): autophagy; Golgi organization
Cellular component (GO): endoplasmic reticulum; membrane; endomembrane system
Source: RefSeq, a predicted model, not a curated record